Molecule: messenger RNA, 527 nt
Organism: Cyprinodon tularosa
Lineage: Eukaryota; Metazoa; Chordata; Actinopteri; Cyprinodontiformes; Cyprinodontidae
Product: DNA (cytosine-5)-methyltransferase CMT3-like
Exons: 2
Coding region: 49-375 (108 amino acids)
Source: RefSeq, a predicted model, not a curated record
UCUAAGGUUAUUAAUCCUGUGGCUGUAAGACUCAAACUCCCCAGAACCAUGAGAUGUCAUCCCACGUUUCAUGUCAGCCAUAUCAAACCAGCCAGAGAAAGCAAGUUGGUACCUGUCACCAAAGUUCCCCCUGCUCCUCGGAUUAUUGAUGGUGAACCAGUCUACACAGUUAAGAAGCUGCUGGCUGUGAGGCAUCGGGGUCGUGGACGUCAGUUCCUGGUUGACUGGGAGGGUUUUGGCCCUGAAGAGAGAUCAUGGGAGCCAGCCGGUAACAUUCUGGACAAAUCCCUCAUUCAAGACUUUUAUGAUCAGCAUCCAGACACUCCAGGUCCGUCUGGAGCCGGACUUAGUGGGAGGGGCAGCUUCACUUCCUGAGUUCCUUCCUGCAAUCAGGAUCUGCCACAGCCUAAUGCAAUUCACCUGGUGUAUGUGCUCCUCUUUUGUUUGUUAGAGUAUUUAGUUCCCACCCUUGCAGCUUCCCUUUGCCAGUUCGUCUUAGUCUUUUGAGCUUAGCGUUCCAGCCUUUU